This is a messenger RNA of Micropterus dolomieu (smallmouth bass), 2351 nucleotides long. Its product is annotated as immunoglobulin superfamily DCC subclass member 3. The record is from RefSeq and is a predicted model, not a curated record. The coding region runs from base 1 to 1716 and encodes 571 amino acids. Gene Ontology annotation, biological process: axon guidance; cell-cell adhesion. Gene Ontology annotation, cellular component: plasma membrane; axon. NCBI's taxonomy places the organism in Eukaryota, Metazoa, Chordata, Actinopteri, Centrarchiformes, Centrarchidae. Gene Ontology annotation, molecular function: protein binding. The transcript has 12 exons.
AUGAAACCAAGAAUCUUUCUCACCUGCCUGGCAGCUUUCUACUGUUUGAGUGGUUGUCUGGCCUCAGAGCUGUCUUUCCUGCUGGAGCCCAGUGAUGUGAUUGCGGUAAGGGAACGCCCGCUCAUGCUGGACUGUCGGGUGCAGGGUGAGGAACCGAUCAUGGUUACGUGGCGUAAAAACGGGCUGCCUUUACCCACCAGUCCGCGGAUUUGGGUUCUGGCGAAUGGCACGCUGUUUAUCCAGAGCUUCCAGAAACGCAGAGAUGGGAGUGAUGCGGAUAUGGGCGAGUACGACUGUGCUGCCCAAAAUCGCUAUGGAAUGCUGAUCAGUCGCAAGGCUAAAGUUCUUUUGGCAUCGCUUCCUAAGUUCCACACCCACCCAGUGUCCAUGUCUGUGGAUGAGGGAGGUGUUGCUCGCUUCCAGUGUCAGAUCAAUGGAGUACCUGAGGCCAACAUCACCUGGGAGAGAAACAGAGUAACACUCAACACCACCGACAACAGCUACUUCCAGCGCUCUCCUCCUGAGUUUCUACAGUGGCCGCAGUCUGUGUCCAAACCAGCAGGGGGUAGUGCUGUAUUCACCUGUGUGGCCCAGGGUGUCCCUGAGCCUCACCUUAUCUGGCUGAAGAACGGCAAGGUCCUGAUACCCGGACACAACGUCAAGCUGACCAAUAACAACAGCACUCUGGCUCUAACCCGUAUCAGCUCAGAGGAUGAGGCCAUCUACCAGUGCAUUGCAGAGAACAGUGCCGGAACCAACCAGGCCAGUGCCCGUUUGGCAGUGGCACAAGCUAAAGACCUGCCUGGGCCCCCCCAGGACCUCACAGCAAGUAUAUUGUCUACCAAUGCCCUGCAGGUCACAUGGAGCCAGCCACCGGCCAACAUCACUGACAGCAUCAUUGGAUAUGUCCUGCACAUCCGCAAGAUAGGAGAGCCCGACAGUCUGGAGCUACAGGAAGCUAUCAGUAAAGACACCUUCCAGCAUGAUGUGACCAACCUGGAACCAGCAACCACCUACUCCCUCUACCUGAAGGCCUACUCUCCUUUGGGAGCCAGUCAGCAGUCCCGCACUGUGGUGGCUACAACACUAGGUGGCGUGCCAACCCCUCCCAUGUUCUUCACCAAGUUGGUGAACUCCAGCACUGUGCAGGUCCUCUGGGAGCUCCCCAAUAAGGCCGGCAUGGCCGAGGGCUUCAGACUGUCCUACCGCAGGGUCCCCCACGCUGUCUUCCAGGGACCAAUCCAGCUGCCCUGUCACAUCAAUGCCCACACCAUCUCUAAGCUGGAACCGGGUGGAGUGUAUGAAGUCAAACUGUUGGCCUACAAUGGAAACGGGGAGAGUGACUGCUCCAAGAGACUGGUGUCACUGGCAGAGGAAGGCAUGAGUGACCAAAGCACUGGAGGGAGCAGUCUGUGUCAGUGCAGGGAUGGAGAAGCCUCUCUGGGCAGCAUUGUCAUUGGCAUCCAUAUUGGCACAGCCUGUAUAAUCUUCUGUGUGCUCUUCCUUAUGUUUGGAUACCGUCGCAGUCUGUUUUGCAGUAAAGGGACUCAGGACAACUGGUCUGUACCGAGGGACAACACAGGACACAAUGGCAUCCAUAAAGAUGGAGCAAACCGCCAAACAGUGGAGUCAGUGCCUCAGGUGGUCUGUCCAGGGCAGUGCCAGGUUGUCAUUGAGCAGCAUUUGUCAGGUUUGCUUGGCACGGACACUGGCUAACACUGGUCAAUAACAUAAACACCCACAUCCCUCCACUAGUCUCUUUCUCACUUAGGAAUCCCACGCCUCCAAUCAAUGAGGUCCUUCUGUGGCCUUUAAAAGGGGUCAGUCAUAGGUUUAGUUUCCUCAAAAACUGCUGCUAAUAACCUCAAAGUAGCCCCACAAAACUGCGACAGAAUGCUUAUAGAACAUUUUUUGCCACCCCAACCCUAUCCUCCACCCCUACCUCAAACCAAAGCCUAUUGCCUUUAUUGCCUGUGCACAUGCACCUGUAGGAAAAUCUUUCAAACAGCAUUACAUCUCCAGAUUAGGUCCUGUCACAUUCUUUUUGUGUGCGCACCUCAUACACUCAUGUCACUUUUCCAGUGAGAGUCUGUUCCAUAACCAAAAUAUUCUAUUCCUCAGAUCUCCUCUGUUAAGCUGACAUGUGAAAAUGUGCACUACAGUCUUGUGUGCCCCCAAAAUUAAGCCAAAUAUUCUCACCUGACUGAGACUUUCCAGUCAGUCUGUUGUGUCAGAACUCUUGACUUGCCUUCAAUUCCUCUGCAAUAAGAAAGGAAAGAAACAUAGCGGCCUUUGUGAAUGAGAUUCUGAUUAGAAAUGAUUGUCUAUCACCACACAAGCCAUUUAGAAGA